This is a messenger RNA of Trichosporon asahii var. asahii CBS 2479, 2688 nucleotides long. RefSeq lists its product as uncharacterized. Lineage: Eukaryota; Fungi; Basidiomycota; Tremellomycetes; Trichosporonales; Trichosporonaceae. Gene Ontology annotation, molecular function: phospholipid binding; protein binding. The transcript is spliced from 4 exons. Gene Ontology annotation, biological process: cytoskeleton organization. Gene Ontology annotation, cellular component: cytoplasmic side of plasma membrane; plasma membrane; cell division site. The coding region runs from base 1 to 2688 and encodes 895 amino acids. The record is from RefSeq and is a predicted model, not a curated record.
AUGGCAGAGCCAGGCCGCCCCGAGCGGUCCCAGUCGUCGACCUCGUUAGCCCGCCUGCACCACGGCGGCAGCGGCCCAGUGCCCGAGGACCCCGUCGACUCCAGUCUCGACUUUUGCAAUGCGUUCUGGGGCCAGGGUGAUCGUGGGUACGAGGUGAUCAUGGCGCGCCUGCGUGGCGCGGCGCGCACCGUUGACGAGCUGCGGCAGUUCUGGAAGGAGCGCGCGGCCAUCGAGGAGGAGUACGCAAAGCGCCUCUCCAAGCUGUCCAAGAUGACGAUUGGCAAGGACGAGGUCGGCGAGCUCUCAAGAGCCCUCAAGGUCGUGCAGGAGGAGACGUCGGCGCAGGCCUCAUACCACAUGCAGCUGUGCCAGGAGCUGCACCAGAAUGUCGAGACGCCCACCCUCGACCUCGCCAACAAGUAUGCCGACCUCAAGCGCGGGCCGCAGGCGAGCAUUGAGAAGUCGUGGCGGAACAAGGGCUUACAGGAGGGGCACGUCGCCAAGGGCGACUGCGUCAAGCUCAACUCGUUCACGGCCAACAAGCAGCUCGUGCAGGGCCGAGAACUCGACAAGCUCGAGAGCAAGAUUGAUCGCGUCAAGCAGACGAUCAGCAGCAACGAGAAUGAUUUCCGCAAUUUUGUCAGCGUGCUCGAGCAGACGAAUGCCAAGUGGGAGAACGACUGGCGCAACUUUUGCGACACGGUCCAGGACCUCGAGGAGGAGCGCAUGCAUCACACCAAGGACAUCGUGUGGGCGUAUGCGAACGCCGUGUCGCAGGUGUGCGUCGAGGACGACAGCUCGUGCGAGCGCAUGCGAGAGAACCUUGAGGGCUUCGACCCCCUGACGGACAUGGUCAACUUUGUGCGCGGAUGGGGCACAGGCGACCAGAUUCCCGACCCGCCGCGCUUCAUCGACUACUCGCGCGGCGAGUACCACCCAGACCCCUCGUUCCACCAGGCCAAGUUCAAGCGCCUGUCGAAUCGGCCGCCCGUCCCCGUCACUCGUGGACCGGAUCCCGAGUCGGAGCCCGAGGACGUCGCCCCGUCUGUUGCUACGCCCGUCGUGACUGCCGCAGUCAUGAACAACAAUGGUCCCAGCGCCGAGGAUGCGUCGGACGGCAUUGAGCGCCUGACCCUGACGGACAACGGGCCGCAGCCCCGUCCUGAUUCAGGCGUCACCCCGGGCAUGCCCUUCGACCCCAAGGCCGCUGGUGUGUCUACUGCCGGUCUGCCGAGCCAGUACGAGGUGCCGCCCGCUGCGCCGCCCAAGACCACCACUGCGCCUGCUGCGCCUGCCCCGCCGAGCCCGAGCUCGCGUGACGUCGCGGACGACGACGACCCGAUGGCGAAGGCGCUGGCCGACCUGCGGAACAACCCGCCCGGUCCGAACAGUAUCCGACGCGGGGCGUCUACGCGCCGGACCGACUCGCUCUACGGAGGAUCCCAGGUUAGUAGUGUUGUUGGGGGCGGGAUUGCGCGCGCUGCGUCGCCAGCGACCUCUGCUGUGGGAUCGACACUGAGCCAACGCUCGCACGUGCGCGGAGGUAGUGUCGUCGACAGCUCCCUGAUCCCGCCGGCACAGGGCCACACGGCGGCGGCGCUCGCCAAGUCGAUGGCCGAGUUUGAGCGCCGCGGGCGCAACUCGGUCAACUACUCCAACUAUGCCGACGACGUCGUCGGCGCGCACCCCGCCAGCCGCCCCACCUCGCCAGCAGGCAGCAACCGUGCCCCGUCCCCAGCCAUGAUGCAAGCCCCGUCCCAGCCGGCAAGCCACAUCGCUGACGACGUAAUGCAGCAGUACCACCAGGCCUUCCCCGGCGAGCGCGCCCGCUCCCGCCCCGCGAGCAUCUACUCGAACCGUUCCCGCCAGGGAUCGAUCAACGAGAAGCCCGAGCCGGCCGCGGAGGCGCGCGAGGGCUUUGUCGGUAUUGGCACGGGCAACGCGGCCAGGAGUCCAAGCCCGCAGCCCCAGAGCACGUUCAGGAGCACCUCGCCCGCCCCGCCCAGAAGCAACAGCGGCGGCCUCGGGCCGCAGAACAUUGGCAUCUCGCUCGACGAGCGCGGAGGCGUCGCGCACGACAGCAUGGCCGAGGCGUACCGCCAGCAACAUCUCGAGCAGCAGCGCCAGCAGGAGCAGCAACGCCGUGACCAGCCCCAGCAGGCGUACGGUGGAUACCAGAGCCCGCCGGGCCAGCAGCAGCAGCCUCAGCAGUCGUACCAGCAGCCCCAGCAGCCUCAACAGCAGCAGUACGGCCACCAGCAGCAGCACUCGAUCAGCUCGUCCGGCUACCACGGAAGUGGCUACCAGCAGCAGCCCCAGCAGGCCUAUGGUCAGCAGCCGGCGCAGCAGUGGGCCCUCGCAGCUGCCAUACCCUCGCACUCUCCCGCUCAAGCCCAGCCCGCCCCGACGCAGGCGGUGCAGCGCUCCCCCUCCCCCGCGCCCAACCAAGCCCCACAAGGCGCCUUCACGGGCGAGUGGAGCACGACGGGCAAGCCCGUCCUCUUCUACGUCCGCGCGCUGUACGAUUACACGGCGCAGAGCUCUGCCGAGUUUGAUUUCCAGAGCGGAGACAUUAUCGCCGUCACGGAUACGCCCGAGGAUGGGUGGUGGUCGGGCGAGCUGCUCGACGAGGCGCGCAGGAUUCCGGGCCGGAACGACUUCCCGUCCAACUUUGUUUGCUUGUUCUAA